This is a messenger RNA of Chironomus riparius, 1874 nucleotides long. NCBI's taxonomy places the organism in Eukaryota, Metazoa, Arthropoda, Insecta, Diptera, Chironomidae. The record is from the annotation of a GenBank genome assembly.
AUGGCUUUAGAAUCAGAUAAUUAUUUUAAAUACGGAUUCAGCAAUUUUACAUUCAACGUCGAUCGACCAAAAAGAAUCAUCACGAUGAAGAACUACAAAGGAAUUUUAUAUGGUGCAGUAGCAUAUUCAGUCAUAAUUGGACUAAUUUACGUAGCUUUAUCGGUUGUGGGAUUAAUGACAAGAUGGUGCAUGAUUGAGUCGAAAGGCAGUCCACUGACUUAUAUGCUUUAUUUGAUUUAUUUUAGAGUGUCAAGUUGCGAACCAGGUGUGGAUUGGAGCCUUUUAAAUAUUAAUGGCGCAGUGACUGUUCCCAUACCAGAUGAAACAGAUGCUGUACGAGAAACAUUUAUAUUUUUGAUAGUUUAUCUUGGACUGCAUUCAGCAUUAGUUUUCACAAGUCUAUACGCAUUAUGCGGUGUAAAUAAUUCAUGCUUGGGACGUCGCAGUUUUCCAAUAUUCUUCGCUCCUUGGAUUAUUGUUUGGGUGUCAAUUAUCGUACUUGACGUUAUAGCAACUGGUUAUUACAUUAUGGAUUCUAUAAAAUUAUCCAGCACUGAUGGAGUGUUGUCAAUAUUACAAGUUUCAAGUGGUGCAGAUAUUGAUCAAAUAUUAAGACUUUUUGGAGAAUUAUCAUCACUAUAUAAAAUUAUGCCACCAAUUUUUAUGCUCUUAGCCACGUCCAAGAUAUUCGUAUUCAUCAUAAUUAAUAUUGUAUGGGUUGUUGCAAUCACACGAGCUGGCUGGGCAGCAUCAACUUAUCACAUGUAUCAUGAUCAAACCAGAAGAAAUUAUGAGAAUACAAUGGCUAAUGUAAAUCCAGCAUUUGAAGGCAUGAGAGAUGAUGUUGUAGCACAAAAACAGCAUGAAAAGCAAAUGGAUUAUAUAAGUGAUCAGUCAUCAAUCCAUGAAGUUCCAUCAAGUUCUCCACGACCUUUAGCAACAGCACCACCACAAGAAAAUACAGAAUCACGUUAUAAUGAUACAUCAAGAGAACAAGGACAUGUUUAUCCUUAUCAUAUGUCUAAUACCAGAAACGAAAAGCAACGCAGAGAAGCACCACAGCCUCCAGAUCCAACUAUCGAGGACGAACCUCAAACAUCAUAUAAAAUAAAACGACCAACAACAUUAGUUCUUCCUGAACGUCCUCCAUCACAGCAACAACAGUAUCAACAUCAAAAUAGCAAUCAAUAUGAAUCGGACAGAGAAAUUGACAGUCGAUUAAGUCGAUAUCAAGAAACUAGUGGACAUGCAAUUAAGACAGUCGAACCAAUCAAAUAUGAUGAUAUUCCUGAACAACAGCAAUCAAAUACAAGAGUUCUUGUUCUUCCACCAAUAUCAGAAAGUCGUCCACAUAGUCUCAAGCCAAUUCCACCUCCAAAGCCUCAAAAUUAUAAUAAUGUCAACAGUAAUAUUAAUAAUAAUAGAUUUUCUGUCCAGCCAAUGCCAGCAUCACGAGAAUCGCCAGUUCUAUAUAGACCAGAACGAUCAAAUAGCGCACGAGUAGCUCCAGAAAGAACAAGCAGCAGUGCUAGAGCACCAGAAGAAUUAAGAAGUCAACUUCCAUGGAGUUAUUUCAAGCCACGCGAUGCUACACCAAAGAAAGCUUUCGAUCAUUUGGAAGAAAAUGAAGACAUUCCAGCCGUUCCCGUUCCUGACUAUACACUUCACUAUGGCAAAAAAGGAAGAUCAAAUUUAGGCGAAAACGAAAGCGAUGGAAAUUGGAGCCAUUCCCGAUAUUAGAAGAUGUCAAGUGUCUAUAGAAACAGUUUUGAUAAGAUGUCAAUUAAUGUAUGUUGUGCAAUACUUAAUAUUAUUAUUUAACAAAUUUUUUAUCAGCUUCCUUAUUUUUGCUUGCUAACUUCAAACUUCUUUUA